Lepus europaeus (European hare) is the source of this 3151-nucleotide messenger RNA. It is a transcript of the gene PTCD2, whose product is annotated as pentatricopeptide repeat domain 2. Gene Ontology annotation, cellular component: mitochondrion. The transcript has 10 exons. NCBI's taxonomy places the organism in Eukaryota, Metazoa, Chordata, Mammalia, Lagomorpha, Leporidae. The annotation marks the transcript as partial. Gene Ontology annotation, biological process: regulation of mRNA processing; mitochondrion organization; multicellular organism development. Gene Ontology annotation, molecular function: protein binding; RNA binding. The record is from RefSeq and is a predicted model, not a curated record.
GUUUCCGCAGUUGGUACGGCCCGGGACAGGAUGGCCGUCGCUCGUCGGCCCUUGGAGAGACUUCUGCGGCGGGCACUGCGGCUUUUGGUGUAUCCCGGGGCGGAAGGCUCGGGCUCCGCCUGCUGCCACUGCCCUCUCGGAGCUAGAAGAUACCUACUUACAGAUAAUAUUGUGAAAUUAAAAGAGUUCCAACAUAAGAAGGUGGCUGUUGCGUGCAGUCUUCCCGGUACCAAAGAAACCUAUUUUAGAAACUUGGAAGACAAACUGACCCAGAACAAGCUCAUCCUGAGAGAAGAGUUGAAAACCUUGCUUCAUCUGUGUGUGUCCCGGGACGACGUGGAGCUGGCUAAAAAUGUCAUCUACAGGUACCACGCAGAGAACAGAAGCGCCCCUCUCGGGGAGUAUAAGUUCGGCCCGCUCUUCAUGAGGCUGUGUUACGAGCUGGGUCUGGAGGAGUCUGCGGUGCAGCUCGUCAAGGACCAGCAAUUGCGAGGUUUCUUCUCUGAUGUCACAUCAUUCAAUAUUUUGAUGGAGAUGUUAUUUAAUAAAGGCAAAUAUCAAAGUGCCCUGGAGGUAUUGAUUGAGAUGAAAAACCAAGAUGUGAAGUUCAGCAAAGAUACCUACGUCCUUGCAUUUGCCAUUUGCUACAAACUGAACAGCCCCGAGACUUUUAAAAUCUGUACUACCUUAAGAGAGGAAGCCCUGAUCAGAGGGGAAAUUCUCUCCAGGAGAGCGUCGUGCUUCGCCGUGGCAUUAGCUCUGAAUCAGAAUCAAGUAGCAAAAGCGGUGUCCAUUUUUUCCCAAAUCAUGAAUCCAGAAAGCAUAACCUGCACUAACUUAAAUAUUUUGAUCCACAUCCAGUCAAAUGCGUUGGAAGCCCUAAUGAAGAUACUAACAGAGGCUGCACAAGGCAGUUCAUCGAGAUUUGUGAGAAGACACGAGUUCUCAGAGGAGCUGCUGGCCAAAGUGAGAGAGAAGGUGAAGGCUGUGCCUGCCCUCGUGGCCAGAUUCGAUGACAUCUACAGGAAGCUGCACGUGAAUGGCCAGGUCACCACUUACAGCCUGGAUGCCCUGCUCUGCCACACCCCCAGGGACAGGAAGUCCCUCGUGCCACCCUUAAGCAAGAGGACAGUCAGCCGGCGGACCUUGCAGCCACUCAACCGGUCCCUGCUGGCGGAGUAGCCCUCAUUUGAGACGGCCUCUGAACCUGGAAGGUCUGCUUCUGGUGAAUGAUGGGCUCCCCUGAGAAGCCCUCGUCCCACCUCUGUGGACACUGUGCCAACACAUCAUCUCCCCGCUGCACCCCCAGGCCCACUGAGUGCUGGCACGCUCAUCAGACAUCGUGCCAUGGCCCUGCUGGGGAGAUCCAGGUUCAGACAAAGAAAGAAGCUUCACCCGUGCAACCUGCUGGGGCUCCAGUCCGUACCAGGGUGGGACCCAGUCAGUACCACCAGGACUGAAUUUCACUCUCAGUGUGGUCACCUCUGACUGAUUUUUCAAGGGAGGAGUUACUUGCAGGUUAUAUAUACCCUAGCUGAACUGAGAUGUGAAGCCUGUCCUACCAGGUUGGGAAAUAGCCCACACUUGUUCAUGCCAUCAUCUCUCCAUAACCCUAAAAAAGGUACUUGGGCCCUCGUUUUCCCAUCUGCAAAACAGUAGCUCCAGUGUGUGUUUGCAUAUUGGUUUAAAGUUUUUAUUCAACAUUGAAGUAGGGUCACAUUUCCUCAAAAGAGACAAAGAGGAUCCUAGGGCAGGCACUUGGUGCAGUGGUAGAGUCGCCACCUGGGAUGCCUGCAUCGCAUAUCGGAGUGCCUGGUUCAGGUCCUGUGCACUCGGCUUCCCAUCCGGCUGCCUGCUGAUGGACACCCUGGGAGGCGGCAGGUCAUGGCUCAAGUGCUUGGGACCCUGCCACUCACCUGGGAGACCCAGAUUUCUAUUCCAGGCUCCUGACUCUGUCCUGGCCCAGCCUUCCUGUGGUGGGUAUUUGGGGAGUGAACCAGCAGAUGGAAGAUCUUUCUUCCUCUCUGCCUUUUCAGUAAAUAUUAAUAAUAAAAUAAUAACAACAAUAAAACCAGGUUCCUGAGCAAACUUCUUGAGAGCAUGAUUGUUUUUGUUUUCUCAGCAGCACAAACAAAACUGGAAUUUAGAUUUUAGAGCUGAUGUGUAAGCCAAACUUAAGUGAUCACUAUUGUGGUCAAAGUGGGCCAUGUGGUUUUCAAACUAAGCCCCAAUAAAAUCCACAUAAUGUUUAGUUUUCCAUGUAGAUCAUAAACAUUUGGUCCAAUUGUUCCUCUCUUAAUGACUCGUUUUGCUCUUUGAUUUUUUUUAACGUGAAAGUGUCGUGAGAGCAGGCCAGAACCCUUCCAAUCUAGGAUCUGUUGAGCGAUGCCCCUGGUGAACGCAGCGGAGCUCACGGCCACCUCUCCUCAGUGCCGCCUUUGUCGCUCAUUCUGCAGCAAGAACUACUCAGAGUCAGAAAUGUUGGACUGGAAGGAAUCUUAGGAGCUCCCUGAUUAACUCACUGUGUGGCCCUGGCCCACUUCAGUGUUUUUAGCUAUGUUACAAGACACAUCUAGGCAGUGAAGAAAUUCACCAGGGGGAGCAGAGCUGGGUUUAUCAAGCUCACUACAAGGACACAGGAGGUCAAGCAGGGCAGGUAGGGACAAGCCGCUGCUCUGACAUGGGCUUUGUUCUGUGGGGCAUGCCCGUGAUGGUGGUCCCUUUUCAGUUAGGGUGCCUGUUGCCAUCUGCUUGCAAGGGAGCCAAAUGCUGUCAGUUACAAUAUGGACUGCAGUCCAGGAAGAAGCAUGCCUGUAGCUGCAGUAUUUCCUGAGAAUGUUUUCUGUGGCCCGAGACACUUUCCCGUGUAGGUGAUUUGCAUCUCUGGGUGCAGCUAGAAGGCCUGUAUCCCCCUUUAUCUUUUGGGACUCCACCAAGUGCCUGGGACCACCAUCCAUAGCUUGACGAAAGCACCUAACUCUGAGGCUUAGCGUGAGGAUAAAACGGCCUGGUCAAUGCGAGGCUGCCUGGGCCUGGCACACAGGAAGCAUCCGGUGUUAUGCUGCCCUUAGUGGGCAGCAUUCAGACCUGGUCUGUAGUGGAGGAAUUCGCCACGACAGAACAGUUCCUCCUCUCAAAACAAAAACAAAAC